AUAAAAAAAAAACUAUAUAAUAUAUUUUUUCAUAGAAUAUUUAUCUUAGUUUUAUGGUCUAUUAUAUACUUAUUGAAAAUAUCUUUUAAUCGGAUAGACAUUAAACGGAACCAUACCAAAAAAAAGGGACUCACUCAUCGACAACUACCGGAGAUGCUCGUAAUUGGACCGGCAACCGCCGUUCCCAUUCCCGCCGGCCGCUUUACUCGGGGCUGCUGUCUUCUUUCGAAAUCAAGCAACGUUUUCGUUCCCUGGAAUACGAUUACGAGAAAUAAUAAUUUGACAAAGGAUGGAAUUAGAGCUUCCGCCGGGCAGCUGUUAGGUCCUGUUGAACAGGCAAAGCCUCAGCUGUAUCAUCCGUUAGAGGACAUUUCAGAUUGUGAAGAAUCGGAUGAGAAUGGGGACGCCAUACUUAAACCUGCUGAAACUAGUCGGACUAUUAUCGAGACGAACAGCAAAGGUUUGCUUAUGUUCUCAGGUCUGGUCAGUGAUGAGGUCUAUGAGAAUGUGUUCUUGCCUGAUUUGCCUUAUGUCAAGGGUGAACAUGGAAAUAUAUAUUUCCAAGUGAAGAAUGAUGAAGAUGUUCUGCAAGCUCUUGCUUAUGGGGAUAACCUUGUGCAAGUCAUAAUAGGCUUAGACACCACAGAAAUGGUGAAUGAGAUGGAGUCAUUAGGUCAAUCAGACGAUGAUUCUGAUUUUGAGGAUGAAGAUAGUGAUUUUGAAGAUGAUGAAAGUGACAACUAUGGAAAGGAUUGGGUUUCAGUUCUAGAUGAUGGGGAUGAAGAUUCUGAUAGGUCCCUUGGUGAUUGGGCAAAAUUGGAAACCAUGCGAUUGUCCCAUCCAAUAGAUUUUGCUAAACAGCUGGCAGAUUUUGUAUCAGAGGUUCCUAUAAACUACAUGGAAAAGCCUCCUUCUGGGAUUUCUAUUCAUGGCCUUCUGAGACCUGCAUUUGUUGGAGAGAAUUCAAAACAAGAAUUGCAGAAGGAUGAGAGCUUUGGAAAUGGGACUUCAUAUUAUAAGUUAGAAAUGAUCAAAAUGCAAUUGAUUUCAGCACAUGGAAAUCAGGCUUAUGUUGAAGUGGAAGAUUUUAGCAGGUCUGGACCCGAUGCAGUUGCACAUUCAGCUGAUAAAAUAAUAUCUCGGGUAAAAUCUGGUGGAGAUAAAAUGACACAUGCUUUUAAAUCGUUAUGUUGGAGAUGCAAAGGCAUUCAAGUGGAGGAGGUAGCUCUUAUUGGUGUUGACAGCCUUGGAUUUUACUUACGAGUGUGUUCUGGUAGACAAGUUGAGACAUUACGGUUCACAUUUAAGAAUCGGGCGUCCUCAGAGUAUGGUGUUGAGAGCCAGUUGAAUGGAUUGCUCUUCCCUUUAACCACGAGCCAGCAGCUGAAGAAAGAAGUUAAACUAUGAGUGAUAUAGCAUACAGGUGUAAAAUAACUAACAAAAACAAAUAUCUUAAUAACAUUUAAUGAUUUAUGAUAUGUUAAGUGAUUUGUUUUUUACAUAAUCAGUAUUUUUAAAUUACAUGAUUAAAGAUAUGAAGAUAUAACUAGUUACUAUAUAUUUCAUCAACAACAAACACUAAGAAUUUCAUUAAAGGGGGACACAGGAUGUAGACGUCGACAGACGACAGUCAUUCCUCCACCAGGGGUGAGUGACUGUGUCACAGGAAGACCUCUGACAUGAGCAAAAUGGAAACCUCUACGUCUGUCUAACGCCUACAAUGCAGUGUACGUAAACGUUAAACCUAAAAGUAUGACUUGUAAAUGAGUGGUAACACAAUUAGUAAUAGAUUUUUCUUUUGUACAUACAAAUAGUUAAAACUCUUCUAUUUAUUUAUAUUAAAUUAUUUAAAUUACAAAUAAAUUUUUUCGAAGUUUUCACUCUAUCUAUAGAAAUUCACGAAUUGCUCAUCUAUCAAUACAAUUUAGACACUGUCAAAGUGCAUACAAAUCCAUACGAUCUCUAUGUGGGUUAGUGGGUGACGUUGCACCCCUAAAAUUAGUAUAUUUCAACUUAAAAAAAAAAAAACUAC
Molecule: messenger RNA, 2032 nt
Organism: Lactuca saligna
Lineage: Eukaryota; Viridiplantae; Streptophyta; Magnoliopsida; Asterales; Asteraceae
Source: the annotation of a GenBank genome assembly